CGGGCUCGUUCCUCUCUCCGGAGCGGAUUGUAUGAGCAUGGAUCGCCGUUUAGUUGUUUGUCACUUAUUGUUGCUCUUCGUGGUCGCUUGUCAGCUAUCGCCAACUCCAAGUAACCGUCUUUUAGAAUAUCGCCAAUCUGCCGAGAAAUGGCUGUCGAGUGUGAAUCGAGCACUCGAACAUGGGGCUAACAGACAUGCAAUAUUAUCGUGGCAAAUCCACACGAACAGAACAACAGAAGCUAUCAAGGAAUUCAGUAAGGAAGAGCAAUCUCGAUUUGCAUUAAAUGAGCACUUGUGUCAACUGCGGAAGCGAUGGGUGGUGAGCCUGUUGACCCGGACCCAGCAGAGAAUGAUGUCCAGGUUGUGUCACGGAACAGUCUUAAACGAAGAACAGACCAGGGUAUUGGUAGAAACUUCUGCGCGAUUGCAAGCCAUCUACUCGGAAGCUGUUGUUAACGUGGCUGGACGCAAUUAUACUGGCGAGAGUGAAAUUAAAGAGCUCAUGGCCAAAUCGCAAAACUAUUCCGUGUUGCUGGAUGCCUGGACCGGUUGGCGGGAUGCUGUUGGUCCGCCGUCUAAAGAACUCUUUAGUCGCAUGAUCGAAAUCAACAACUUGGGAGUCCAAGCAGCAGGAUUUAGUGAUACCAGUGAGAUAUGGAAGAACGAAUUGGGAAUAAAAAAUGUGGAAAAUGUCGUCGAUGAUUUAUUUGCUACAAUUCAACCGCUUUACAUCCAACUAUACGCGUUCGUUCGAGGUCGUCUGGCCGCCAUCGAUAAAACCGGUACCGUUCGCCCGGAUCGUCCCCUACCAGCCCACGUUUUAGGAAAUAUGUGGGCGCAAAAUUGGGAGCCGCUGUUACCGCGUCUGAUGCCAAACGCAUCGCUUUUGGGAGGCGAGGAGGCCACACAAGUCCUGCGCAGACGCUACUCUUCGUUCACUCAGCUGGUGGAGGUGGCACAGGAUUUCUUUCUAUCACUUGGUUUUCCACCGCUGCCCAAGAAUUUUUGGACCCGUUCGCAAUUUGUUCGGCCAAAGGAUGGCAGGAAACCAGUUUGUCACGGUUCGGCUACCAAUUUCUACUCCCAGGACGACGUCAGGCUGAUGAUGUGCGGCGAAAUCAACGAAGAUGAUUUCUACACACUUCAUCAUGAAAUGGGCCAUCUUUAUUAUUUUAUGGCUUACAGUCAUCAACCGUUUCUCUUUCGUUCCGGUGCCAGCUCGGCUUUCCAUGAAGCAAUCGGUGACAGCAUUAUCUAUGCAGCAAUGACGACCCAGCAUCGUCGACGACUAGGAUUUCUGAACUCGGAUGACAACGCUAAUCAGAAAGAAUUGGAAAUUGUCAAUCUUCUCCGACAAGCCCUAGUUAAGAUACCAAUUCUACCCUACAGUUUAUCACUGGAGAAAUGGCGAUGGGCGGUCAUGGCAGGCGAAAUCAAACCCGACCAGUACAAUCGAGUUUGGUGGAACAUGAAGCUGAAAUAUCAAGGAAUAGUACCUCCCAUCCCACGUUCGGAAAAAGAUUUUGAUCCUGCCAGCAAAUUUCACAUCGUUAGCAACACACCUUAUAUUAGAUAUUUCCUAAGUAGCAUUCUUCAAGUCCAAAUUUUCCAAGCUCUGUGUGACGCCAGUCAACAAGGGCCUCGCUUCGGAAAACCGCUUAACCAGUGUGACAUUUACGGAUCGGUUGAAGCAGGAAAUCGCCUAAGAGAGAUGCUGUCUUUGGGCAGUAGUCAGCCCUGGAAAGUGGCGCUUGAAGUACUUACCCACGAGCAAAAUCCAACAAUAGAUGCGCGACCGCUGAUGGAUUAUUACCGACCGCUGCACGAAUGGUUGACGUCCGAGAAUCGUCGAUUGAAUUACACAAUCGAUAUUCAUGAAGACUUCAGUGUGCAAAUAAUGUCGAUAAUGUAGCGGCAAACUUUUGAUUCUCUUUGUAAGUGUUAAAAACGGUACAUAAGGCAUAUUGACUCUGUAGC
Molecule: messenger RNA, 1977 nt
Organism: Daphnia carinata
Lineage: Eukaryota; Metazoa; Arthropoda; Branchiopoda; Diplostraca; Daphniidae
Product: angiotensin-converting enzyme-like
Exons: 11
Coding region: 32-1912 (626 amino acids)
Biological process (GO): proteolysis
Cellular component (GO): plasma membrane
Molecular function (GO): peptidyl-dipeptidase activity; metallopeptidase activity
Source: RefSeq, a predicted model, not a curated record